AUGAGCAAUACCUCGUCGUCAGAUUCUCCCCCCGAUAGUUCCAUGUCGGCAAACCCCUCGUCUCAACAAACAACACCAGAGCAGAGUCCUGAAUUCCCCCCCUCCUCCAUAUAUCCUCCGGCAUUCUCCGAUCCCUUCGGUGCCGCAGACGGCAAUGUUCCUCCGCAACAGAUCGUCGCCAUGAUAGAGAACGGGACGGACCACUGGCGUGACUUUCUCGAAGCCGAAUAUCUCUCACGGAGAAAUAUAGAACAUAUCAUUGCCAGGGAAAGACAGAAGCUAGUCGAAGCCCAGGAUCGCGCAGCGGCAUAUCAACAGGCCUUAGAGGCAGAAAGGGACGAGGCUCGGGGAGAAGCUGCAGCAGAGCGAGCCCGCGCGGAAAGACACAAAGGGAGUUUGAGGGAUGCAAGAGCUGAGACUGCCCGGCUUGAUGAACGGCUGAAGGCCGCUGAGGAGCAAUAUAGGAUUGCUGUGGAGGAGAAAAAGUCUAUCGCAGGAGAACUGCAAGAUAAGCUCAAAGAGCUGGCGCAGGCGGAGGAUGAGCGCUUGGUGCAUGAGACAGCGCGUCGAUCCAUCUUCGAGCACCUCGCAAGAAUAGAGAAUGAAAAGAAUGAGCUUCAGCAACAGCUCUAUGAAGCACGAGACCGACUUGUUGCUAUGGAGCGUAAUCUGGCUGAGCGCACACAAAGCAGGGACAGACAUUAUGCAGAGCUCACCGAUCUCCAGGUCCGGUUUGGUGAGGAGCAAGAUCGCAGAGAGGCCGUCGAAGAGCAACUCGACGAACAGACCGACGAGCUAAGCCAAGUCAGAAACGAGCUCGCCAGCGAGAGGAAUCGAACCUCGGAGCUGCGAGUGGACUUGGAUAGAGCGAGGACAGAGCUUGUAGCCAUGGAUAACUUGCGCUCUGACGCUGAUCAGCUUAGGGAGACGAACCGAAGCCUUGAAAACGGGGCUGCAGAGCUGCGAAACGAACAUGCUCUGCUUGAACGUGAAGUCCAUGGCCUGCGAGAACAGCAGACGGCGACUGCUGCUGAAAUCGGGACAGUACGUACAGCUUUACGAAACGAGCAGAGGAGAUCAAUACAGCUCCAGGAGACAGCGACAAGCCUCCAGCGAGCUCACGAGGUGCUGAACAAUGAGGUUCAACAGCUCAGGGAUAGAAAUGGAAGGCUUGAAACUGCCAACGCCAGCCUUCGACGCACGAACAGUUCCGUUGCACGAGAUAUCAAUACUUUGCGAGCGCGAUGCGCUGCGUUGAACACUCAGGCCACUGACCUUCAAACCAGGAUAGAUCAGGAAGACGCUGUAAGAGAGAGGAUACCUCGUCGUCUAGCGAUGGUCAGGCCCAGAGAUUCCCCUCGACAAAUGUAA
Aspergillus puulaauensis is the source of this 1371-nucleotide messenger RNA. RefSeq lists its product as uncharacterized. Bases 1 to 1371 code for a protein of 456 amino acids. The transcript has a single exon. The record is from RefSeq and is a predicted model, not a curated record. NCBI's taxonomy places the organism in Eukaryota, Fungi, Ascomycota, Eurotiomycetes, Eurotiales, Aspergillaceae.